CGCGUCCCUCUCCCGCCGUACCGCACUUCCGCGCUAUACCGUUGCAGCGCCCCCGUGCAGCGUCCCAGAUUAAUCUCCCAGCCUGGUUGAUCCCGAGUCCCUGACGCAGCAUACCGGAGCAAUCUCCUUAUUGUUCCCUCGCCUCCCUCCGGCGGUUUCGCGUCCUUCUGGCCUUGCCGACCGGUGCCGGUGCAUGGCCUGGUGCCUCGGCGACGGGAGAAGACCUGAGCAAUGCUCAAAGGAGUGAAACGAGAGUUCCCGGAGGAUGACGCUGUCUUGGGGGCUCCCAGCGCACCGAGUCAUCCACCUGCCAAAGCGGCGGCAUCCCCCACCGCCGCCUCCAGUGCGUCAUCCUUCCGCAAUGUCAGCGCCUGCAAUCGCUGCCGGUUGCGUAAGCACCGCUGCGACCUCCGCUUGCCGGCCUGCUCGGCGUGCGAGAAGGCGCGGGUGAAGUGUGUGGGCUUUGACCCCAUCACCAAGAGAGAGAUCCCUCGCUCAUAUGUCUACUACCUCGAAACUCGGGUCGCGUACCUGGAGGGGUUGUUACGAGACAAUCGCGUCGAAUUCACGCCCCCGGAGCAAUUUGCCCUCUCCUUUAAACCCGGCCAGAAACCCUCGAACGAAUCUCCCAACGGCCAGGUGACUUCCUCGGGGGCAGUCCCAGGGAAGUCGGAGGAUGCAAACCCAGACGGGCAGUACGACCAGGAGAAGCUCAACAAGCUAGUAGAUAACAUCGGCAUGGUGUCCGUGCAAGGGGCAUCCGAUCCGCGAUACCUGGGGUCCACCUCUGGCAUCUCCUUCGCCCGCGUCGUUUUCGCCGCAGUAAAGAGCUCGGUGACAGGCUCCUCAUCCGACCGCGGCAGCGUCCGCGCCGGCCGCGCGAUGUCAUCCGCAGCUCCGGUAGCAGCAGGUACUGCCUCCAUGCGAGAUUCGUUCUUCGGGCUGCAUACGAGGCCCACCAUCAAGCCCGCGCCGUUCCCUGAUCGGGACAUUGCGACCCGGUUAGUCGAGAUAUACUUCGAGCACGCGAAUCCGCAGAUCCCCAUCCUGCAUCGUGGCGAGUUCAUGGCCAUGUUGAACACGCUGUAUGCAAGCGAGGAACGGGACCGGUCGCCGCGCGACCUUUACAUGCUCAACAUCGUGUGCGCCAUCGGCUCCGGCACGAUUCUCGCCCAUUCGUCCGAUUCCGACACCCCGCCCCUGCCGGAUCAGCCCACCUCCAUGCAGCCACCGCAUUCCCCACCGUCGCGAAAGCGCCGCCGCAUCUCGAGCCAGCAGCAUCAGCCGGAAGAGUACCACGCGUCGGCCAUUGUGCAUCUGGAAGCGUUCCUCGGCUCGUCCCCGUCGACGGAUCGACCGGAAGGAAUCGGCGGCGGAUUGGAGGAACUGCAAGCUGUGCUCCUGUUGGCAGGGUUCGCGUUGCUCCGACCCAUCGCGCCGGGCCUAUGGUACAUCUGCGGCGUGGCCAUGCGCCUGGGUGUCGACUUGGGACUCCACUUCGAGGAUCCGCCCGGUGAUGAGGGUGCGGACGCCAGGGUCGCGAGGGAUCUGGAUGUCUCCAUGAGGGGGACCAGUUCCGGGAUGAAAGGGGGGCGGCGGCAGUGGCUGCGGGACUUGCGAAGACGGUUGUGGUGGUGUGUCUACGCAUUCGACCGGUUGGUGUCGACCUGCGUCGGCCGCCCCUUUGGCAUCACCGACCAGGUGGUGACGACCGAGUUCCCCUCCCUCCUGGAUGACCGAUAUAUCACUCCGGACGGGUUUCUCGCUCCGCCCGGGGGCUCGGAGACGCCCAGCUACAAGCGGGUCAGUCAUCAUUAUUUCCGACUGCGUCUGCUGCAGUCCGAAAUCUUGCAGGUGUUGCAGUAUCAGCAAGCGCAGCAGGCCCGCUCCAGCGGCGUCAACCAGAGCAACGAGUUCAUGCACACCAAACUACCGUCCCCGUUCCUGGAGGGCUUCUAUUCCUUCAAGUCCUGGCGUUCCGACGUGGACCGCCGGUUGCUCGAGUGGAAGGAGUCGGCGCCCACGCAGAUCGACACUGGCGUGCAGUUCUCGCCGCUGUUUCUGGAGCUCAACUAUUGGCAGGCCCUCAUCAUGCUCUAUCGUCAAAGUCUAGUGGUUCCCGCGCACCUCGCCAAUGACCUGGCGUCUGCGCCGAACGACGUCCAUAGCCCGAGCAUCGCUAGCGUAGAGGAUCUAGAGGAUGAGGAACACGUGUAUCUGACGGUGGCGCAGGCCGGGCAGAAGGUCCUUAAGAUUUAUCGGCAGUUGCAUCGCGUUCAUUUGGUCAGCUACACGUAUCUUGCAACGCAUCAUCUGUUCAUGGCUGGUAUCUCCUUCCUAUACGCGAUUUGGCACUCCACGAUAGUGCGGCAACAUUUGACGCUUGACGAUGUGGAUUUCACAGUCCUCGCCGCCACCUCCGUAUUGGGCGAUCUCAUCGAGAAAUGCCCACCCGCUGAAGCAUGUCGCGAUGCAUUCGACCGCAUGAGCAAAGCCACGAUCCAGAUGUGUCUAUCGACCACCGGAUUCGGUCCCCCCAAUAACGCCAAGAGGCCUCGGCCCAAUUUCAAUCCGUCGAGCCAAACGCCACUCUCCGAACCGUCGAGGACGCUGAGCUCACCCACAUCAGUAAUUCAGACCUCGCCAGACACCUUGCCCAACCGCAGUCUCCCGAAGUUCGACUACGACUUCCGCGACCUCUUCACCGAGGACGAGAUCAGUGACCGUUCGUUCCGCCGCAUCUCCCAAGCCCUCUCCCGCCCCAUGAACCCCCCCAAUCCGAACAUCCCCCCACAUCAACCAGGUCCGACGCUUACCUCGUCCGAUUCGUUAGUCUCGCAUGCCCCGCCGACAUUCCCCGGGACCAGCCCGUACGAACUCUCCCCCACGCAGGCGCUUGCGCAACAUCCUCACCAGCCACGGUCGCCCUACGAGAUGACUCUGGGUCAGGAUGGUGGACCCUAUCAGCAGCAACAGGUCCCAUAUACCGGCCCUUUCACCACUCUGCCGGAACUAGAGUUCAUCGAUGCAUACCCACUGAGCAACGAGGAGUCGAACGGGAUGGGUCCCUUGGACCUUGGAUUCGGAAUGGGGGGAUUCGAUGCCAAUUUCAACGAUGGGGCGGGCGGUAAUGGCCAAUUGGAUUUGUUCGACGGUUUUUUCUUCGGUGGUAACGGUUAGGUUGGAGGAGUUGCUCUUGUGACGGUCCGGUUUUCAUCUAUUCAGGCGUUACGAUAAAUACCUCCAGCAAUGACAGGCUUGGGCGGGCAUGCAUCACGAUCGCGAAGGGGAAUGGAGAUGC
Messenger RNA from Eremomyces bilateralis CBS 781.70, 3301 nucleotides. RefSeq lists its product as uncharacterized. The coding region runs from base 232 to 3180 and encodes 982 amino acids. NCBI's taxonomy places the organism in Eukaryota, Fungi, Ascomycota, Dothideomycetes, Eremomycetales, Eremomycetaceae. The record is from RefSeq and is a predicted model, not a curated record. Gene Ontology annotation, molecular function: zinc ion binding; DNA-binding transcription factor activity, RNA polymerase II-specific; sequence-specific DNA binding. Gene Ontology annotation, biological process: DNA-templated transcription; positive regulation of transcription by RNA polymerase II. The transcript has 4 exons.